GCAAAACGCAAAGCACAAGCAAAGCAAAGCACAUGCACCAACACACCAACCCAACACCACGUGCCACAUGCCACAUGGAGCCAGCCCGGCAGCCUGCGUGGGCGGAUGUGCUUGGGUGCUCGCUGGUGAAAGGGCUGCGGCUGUGUCGGAGCGCAAGCGGCGACGAUGAAGACAAGCAAGAGGGCGAACAAGUGCACGUGGAAGCUGUGGAGGCACUGGUGAGAAGAACGGGCGACGGCGAUGAUGAUGAUGAUGAUGCUGACGAACAUGGCAUCGUGUUGGUGACAGUGCCGCAGGACGCCGUCAUGUCCCUGCACAACGUGCUUCAGACGCACUUGGAGCCGUGUGCUCUCGCAGCCAGCCCAACGCCGCCAUCGCAGGACAUUGGCGCGAAGCAGUCGGCGGCAUGCACAUGUCCCUGCGCCGUCAUUCAUGCGCUCGUGGAAGACCUGCCACGCGAUUUGGAUACCGACAACGACAGCCAUGAUAUCGGUACCAUCGCCCUUGCCACGGCCAUCGUCUUUCACGCCUCCAACCCAACGAGUAAGUGGCAUGGGUACCUGAGCUCACUGCCAAAGCACAACUUGACCACAAUGACGUUUGAUGAACGAGCGCUGCAUCUCCUGCGCGGAACAAACCUGCACCACGCCACCAUUGACCGUCGCAAUGCCACCGCGCGCACCGCCGCUACGAUCUGCCGUUGGCUUCAGCACAAGUGGCCGCAGCACGCAGCUGCGUUCACCCUUGACGCAUACGUGUGGGCUGCGGAGACCAUCUCUUCCCGUGCGCUCUCUGGACGCGUGUCGCAGCCGGACACAGUCAUUCAUCUCCUGCAUCUCGGCAUCGUGGAUGGCGACACACCAACAUCCGCCAGCGACGAACAGAGCAGCACGCGCACAUCAAAGAGUGUGGUGACGGUGGCACCGUUUCCUGUGCUGGCGCACACGCCGUGCUUGCUGCCGCUGCUCGACCUCUUUGAUCAUGACCCGCAGGCAGAUGUCACGUGGCGCAACACGGGCACGCACGUGCGGCUCAUCACACGAGAGGCCGUGGCGCCAGGCGAGCCUGUCUUCAACAACUAUGGCGGCAAAGGAAAUGAAGAGCUCAUGCUUGCGUACGGGUUUGCUCUGCCGAACAACAAGCACGACGACAUGCAUGUCAUGCUGGGCUUGCCUGCAUCCCUGCAGCAACAGCUCGUCGCUGCUGAUGACGAUGUCGAUGUUGCCGACGGUGAUGCUGAUCACCAAGAAGAUGGUGUUGGUGUUGGUGACACGAACCGUGACGCGAUGGACGCAAGCGCGCCCGCUCACGACGCUGCCGCUGGGAUAGACAGUGCCUGUGCUGCUGCUGCUGAUCUGUCGUCUGCCUUUGCCGCGCUGGGCACGAUAACGCCACGCGGCCUGCGGCUCUCCAUUCACGCGGCCUCCAUCUUGGCCGACGUGACAAAGCUGCUGCAGGCACUCUCCAUCGUCAUGCACAGCACACCCUUUCCGCUGGCACCACAAGUGCACGCACGGGCACCGCGCAGUGUUGCGCGUGACCCUGUGGCCACCAGUGUGGUGGAUGCUGCCUGCAGUGUUAUCGCCGCUGCUAUUGGUGAUGAUGUCGUUGGAGGUGCGGAGGCAUGCGUCCACGUUGAGGGCGUUGCAGUCACUGCAAGUGACUCUUCAACACGUGCACGUGCGCCUCUCCUUCCCCUCGAUGGCGUGACUGUGAUGCGGGCAAGAGCCGUGUGCUUGCAGGCAAGGACCAUGCUGACUUCCAAACUCGCACACCACACGCAGCUGCUGCGCGAAUGCAACGCCUUGCUGGCCAUGUGUGAUGGCAAUGCUGGUGUUGACGGUGAUGGUCAUGGUGAUGGUGAUGAUGGUGCUGAUGGCGCUGAUGGUGAUGGUGGUGGUGUGGGUGCUGUGCAGACGGGCAAGGGUGUGCGGGCAUUGCGGCGACAGCUGCAGAUGGUACAACGCUUCCUCCAGGGGCAGACGCGACUGAUGGAUGCUGCGCUUGUGUACAUGCGCACGACACUCGAGCGAGAGCUGAUUGUUCGCGGAUGUGCAGCGAUGGAACAGCAACAGCAGCAACGACAGUGCCAGCGGGUGCAGCUGGUGCAGCAACAGGGCCUGGAUGGGCACAUGCUGUUUGAGCGUGUGGAUGAUGAGCCGCAUGCUGUGCAUGAUGGGGGCGUUGCCAGCAACGCCACUGGCAGCAGCAGUGGCAAUGACAUCGGUGGUGGUGAACGUGUGGUGGCGACGGCAACUGUGCUUACACUGGAUGUGCUGACAUCACUCUCUGAUGGCGCAGCACUGCUGUUGGCCAACAUUGAAGGAUUGGAGCCAGACUACGCAUUUGCCCUCGUGCUCCUCGCCAAGCUCUCCUCCCCAGAUGUGGCGGCGGUUCUGGACCCCUUUCGCCCGUGCAUCGCGCAGCACGUGCGCCGUCGUGGCCGCACAGACGACGACGACGUCGAUGAUGAUGAUGAUGAUGAUGAUGAUGAUGAUGAUGAUGAUGAUGAUGAUGAUGAUGAUGAUGAUGAUGAUGAGGAGGAGGAGGAGGAGGAGGAGGAGGAGCAUAAUAAUGGUGGUGAUGGUGAUGAUGGUGGUGGUGAUGAUUGCGAGCAGGUGCUGAAGAAGCCCAAACUGAAGGCAGGCGGCGUUGAUGUUGGUGAUGUACUGCACCAGGGCGGUGAGAGUGGUGGUGGUGGCAAGGUCGUUGAUGCCAUGGUGGCGCAGUCCCGUGCUGAGGACCAGGCAGUGCUGGGAGACCUUUCGCCCCUCAUCGCACACCUGUCAGACAUGUACCCGCGUGGUAUCACGGGUGCUGCGUGGGCGGCAGCGCUUGACUGCAUCCGCUGUCGCCUCCUUGACGUCCCGCCAUCUCCUUCAUCCUCUGCCACAGGCCCCGCGCUGCUGUCUCGUGCUGCACCCGUCGCCAUGUGGGCGGUCGGCAACGUCAUUGCGCGCGUACACGGCAGUGGUAGUACUGGUGGUGUUAGUGGUGGUGGGAGCGAUGAAGGUCGCGGUGGUGUGGUGAAAGGACUGCAGCACCAGCAACAACACCAGCACCGACAAGCCCUUCCAGUUGUUGCGCUGGUUGAUGAUGUUGGCACGUUAUCGUGUUCGGAUCCCAUUGUACUGGGCAUCCCCGAAGCACUUCUUGUACAAGCAGAUGCGGAGAUGUGGCCUGCGCUUCGUGCUGUGUACUGCUCCCAUGUCCACUGUCAGUGAAUGCGCGCGUGUGUCGAUAAAUAAAUGUCUACUACU
Molecule: messenger RNA, 3260 nt
Organism: Salpingoeca rosetta
Lineage: Eukaryota; Choanoflagellata; Craspedida; Salpingoecidae
Exons: 2
Coding region: 33-3224 (1063 amino acids)
Biological process (GO): peptidyl-lysine monomethylation
Cellular component (GO): nucleus
Molecular function (GO): protein-lysine N-methyltransferase activity
Source: RefSeq, a predicted model, not a curated record